This is a messenger RNA of Silurus meridionalis, 1426 nucleotides long. It is a transcript of the gene fkbp6, whose product is annotated as FKBP prolyl isomerase 6. NCBI's taxonomy places the organism in Eukaryota, Metazoa, Chordata, Actinopteri, Siluriformes, Siluridae. Gene Ontology annotation, molecular function: peptidyl-prolyl cis-trans isomerase activity; protein binding. The coding region runs from base 143 to 1162 and encodes 339 amino acids. The transcript has 9 exons. The record is from RefSeq and is a predicted model, not a curated record.
CCACCUGAGUGUGGCGCCCCAGUGUUUGUACCAAUUACAGACCACCUUCACCUUCCCUAUUAGCUAGAAUUUUCUGAAAAUUAGCUAAAGUUCAAAGAAAAUAAUAAAAUAAACAAGCAACUUGGAUUAAAGUUAAGAAAUCAUGUCCCUGUCGAUGAACGGUGUCUCCUCAAGAGUGAUGCAGUUUAUAGACCCAGAGGAGCGUCAUCGAGCUGGAAUACAGAUGCCGUUCCAGCGUCUCGCUCGGCAAAUGCAAGACGUUUUGGGUGAUGGAGGAAUUCUCAAGGAAGUGGUACAUGAGGGAGAAGGUCCGCUCGUACCCAGAGACGCUUCGGUCAGCAUUCACUUUUCGGGAUUCUUGGAGUACUCGGAUCAGCCCUUUGAGUCGACGAGGAGCUUUAAAUUUCCCAAAAUGAUGAAGCUGGGAAAAGACAUGACUGUGUGGGGCCUCGACAUCGGCCUGCGAACCAUGAAGAGAGGAGAGUUCUCUCGUUUUCUCGUGCAGCCCAGAUAUGCCUAUGGAGAGAUGGGCUGUCCUCCUGUCAUCCCACCGUGGGCCACAGUGCUUUACGAGGUGCAGGUCAUCGACUAUCUUGACUCGGCCCAAGUGGACGAGUUCUUUGCACUUUCACCAGAAGAGCAGAACUUGUCUCCUCUGUCUACACUGCUGAAUGUAGUCGACACGGAGCGGAGCUUCGGAAACCGCUGUUUCAACCAGAGACGAUACGAAGACGCCAAAGACAGAUACAAGCAGGCCAUGACGUUGCUAAGUAACCGCAAGCCAGCAGACGGAGAUGAGAAGAGACGUGUGGAGGAGGCGAACCUGCCCUUCCUGCUCAAUCUCUCCCUCACUUACCUCCGCCUGGAGCGACCACACAAAGCCCUGCAGUUUGGCCAGAGGGCUCUGAAGAUCAGCCCUACAAACACCAAAGCUCUGUUCCGCUGCGGUCAGGCGUGCUUGGAGAUGAACGAUUACGAGAAGGCACAAGAUUACCUCGCCAUGGCUCAGGCCAGAAAGCCGUUUGACACAGACAUCAACAACCUGCUAAGGAAGCUGGCACUUUCUUACAAAGAAGACCUGGACAAGGAGAAAGAAAUGUGCUCCAAGAUGUUUUCUGCUCUCAAAUCCAAGAAUAAAGAUGUUUCGGGAUUGGAAGAAUAGAAUAAUCAACUAUGGAACUCUAUGUGACUGAACUGAAGUUUGUUUUUGGUAAUUUCUUAGUUAUUGUUGCCAUGUUUUCUACUAAUUCAGCAAUCUGAUAUAGGGCUUAAGUUUGAAAGUAAUUUCUUUUUAUUAUUAAUGUUGUUUGUUUAUACAAAUAAAUAUAGAUUUUUUUUUCAGCAUAAUCUGCAGUUUCAGACUUGUAUAUUAGAAUACUGCAUGAGUUUUUUUUUUUCCAUGUCAAUACAUAUUUUUUUGUUGAAA